Ylistrum balloti is the source of this 1899-nucleotide messenger RNA. RefSeq lists its product as uncharacterized. Gene Ontology annotation, molecular function: ABC-type transporter activity; ATP binding; ATP hydrolysis activity. The transcript is spliced from 15 exons. Bases 1 to 1899 code for a protein of 632 amino acids. Lineage: Eukaryota; Metazoa; Mollusca; Bivalvia; Pectinida; Pectinidae. The record is from RefSeq and is a predicted model, not a curated record. Gene Ontology annotation, cellular component: plasma membrane.
AUGCUAAAAACAACUAUUUCAACAUCCGAUUCAAAGCAUUCCUAUUUGGAAUUUACGGAUUUGGUUGUGGCCGUCAAUUCCAAAGAAAUUCUGAAGAAUGUCUCCGGCAUUGUUUACAGUGGUGAUCUACUUGCAGUCAUGGGUCCGACAGGAUCUGGGAAGACAACCUUACUUAAUACAUUGGCAGGUAGAAUUCCAGCUGUUUCUGGGAGAGUAAAUCUAAACGGAAUGCCUUUUGACAAAGUGCUACGCCGUCGACUAGGUUACGUCAUUCAAAGUGACGUGUUUUUGCCUUCUCUGACGUUAUGGGAGACACUUUAUUUUACAGCAAUGAUCAGAAUAUCUGACAGAUUCACCAAGGCUGAAAAAUUGGAGAGGAUGAACACCAUAGUUAAGGCGCUUGGUCUUCAGAAAUGUCUACAUACAGGUAUAGGAGAUUUGAGUAUAUCAGGAAUGUCUGGAGGGGAGAAAAAGAGAGCUAGUAUUGCGUGUGAGCUGUUGACGGACCCAGAUAUUCUCCUUUUAGAUGAACCAACCUCAGGUUUAGACUCCAGCACUGCAUAUACAUUGAUGGUCCAGCUGAAAAACUACGCAACAGAGUUCAAUAAGACAAUAGUAGCCACUAUUCAUCAGCCCUCAAGUCAAGUCUUUCACAUGUUCUCCACCUUACUACUUCUUGUUGAAGGGGAGAUGGCAUAUUUUGGUCAUGCUAGUUCAGCAAUAGGUUACUGCUCUGGCCUUGGAAUAUCAUGCGGAGAGCAUUAUAAUCCAGCUGACUUUCUAUGUAAGUUAUUGGAACAGCUGGCAUCAGAUUCAAAAACAAUUGAUAUAUUGAAGGAAAAUGGGAAAACCAUUAAAAUAUAUCCUCCGGUACGCGGGAAAGGACAGGGAAGGAGAAGAUACUCGUACACAGGUGACGAAAAUGAAUUGAAACCGCUACAUGUCGACAAUGACUGGAACAAAAGCAUUCUUCAUGGAACCUGUUCACAGUUGUCCAUGUGCAGUGGUGGAGCAUUUGUUAUGGAAGAAGGAAAAGCUGUGCCUCGAUGGCCAACAUCAAUGCUUCACCAGCUGAAGAUGCUAAACUGGCGAAUAUUAAAGCAGUCUAAAGGUCAAAUAUUUAAGAAGUACUACAUAAUCCACGCCGUAUUUCUGGCGCUCGUUGUAGGGGCUGUAUACUUUCAAAUUGACAAUGUAGAAAGAACUGUGAGAGACAAAAUGGGUCUGGUGUUCUUCUCUUUGUUGCACUGGGGACUUCGGAUUAGAUUCGCUACUAUUUGGAAUUUGCAUAAGGAGACCGAUGUUAUACGUAAGGAACGGUCAGUAGGAGUCUAUCGAUUAUCGGCCUAUUAUCUGUCUAAGAUGACCACUGAGUUGCCACUAUUAUUGGUCAUUCCAACACUGUUCAACACGGCUGUUUACUGGGCUGCUGGCCUUGGAGGAGUAGAAGUAUAUUUUGCCUACUGUGGUUUUGGAAUUCUCAAUUGCCUUCUGAUACAAAGUUUGGCACACGUUAUAGGUGUCUGUAUUAAUGAUCUGACACUAAGCAUGCUUGUCAUGGACUGUUUCAACAUCGGCGGUUUGUUACUGGGUGGCUUCUUCAACAUUCAUCCACCAUCUUGGUUAGUUUGGAGUAAAUAUAUUUCACUGGUUCACUAUCCGUAUGCUGCGACUAUGAUAUAUAUGCUGAAGGAUAUGGAGAAUAUCAGGUGCAACGAGACAAGUGUUACGUCAUACCCACAAUGCAUUUUGAACAAGACAGAAAUGGUGACGACACAAGAUGUUUUGGCAGGAGUUGGUAUAGAUCUGCAUCUUCAUUGCUAUGUAUUAACUUUAAUUUUAUCUAUCAUCGGUUUUCGUAUUCUGGGUUACUUUGCAUUGAAGUGGAAAGGCAUGUAA